AUGGCGUGGAUGACAGAUGCUUCGAAAGCUGGCUCGGCGGGACAAUACGAGCUGAGAGUCUGGCGUUCCUGGACUAUCGGCGAGACUGCUCCAGCUAUCGUCCGAAGAUGCCACCAGCCCCUCAGGGUUUUCAAUGUCGCGGUUCGGUGUUCUCGCUUGGCCGAACAUGAGCCCGAUACCAUAGUGAAGGCCAAUCGACUCCUCCUCCUUCGAAGCCAAACUCUCGCUCCCGGCAAGGCUCCCCCUUCUGCUGUUGUUGGGUUUUCCGGUAUCACCGCUCAGCCGGUCACCGCUCGGGCGCCCGGUAACGAGAAUACUGAGCACCUCGACGCGGGUGAUAAUGCAAACGGCAUCUACUUCAAGACGGAGCCUGGAAGCAAGCUGUGUGGCGGCAACGUCAUAUGGCAUGAGAGCAUGACGGUCCCAGGCAACAUCGCCGCAAUCAAAGGCCAAGUCGUUCACAACGACAGGAACUUUCCAAACGACACCGACCCUAUCCAAACUCUCCGGCAAGAGCACGCAAAACUUGCCGAAGGGUUCCCCUUCACGCCUCUCUCCUUCACGACCCCAACAGACCAGGAUAGCUCUCGGCAACCGGCCCUGGCAAAGCUUUACACGGGCGACUUCAGUGAGAGUAUCGACUCCCACUUUCGGUUGAAGAUCCCCUUCUUGGGGAUUCUUGUCAUCCUGAAGAAGUUCAGUACCCGGGUAAAUACUUUCCUCUGGGCGUUCCCAUAUGACCCGAUGCCGCAAAACCUCGCCAUCCAGGCCGUCCUCGUCUACGAACACCUGAAAGACAAGGAUUGA
Molecule: messenger RNA, 807 nt
Organism: Fusarium vanettenii 77-13-4
Lineage: Eukaryota; Fungi; Ascomycota; Sordariomycetes; Hypocreales; Nectriaceae
Exons: 2
Coding region: 1-807 (268 amino acids)
Source: RefSeq, a predicted model, not a curated record